CCAAAUUCCAAAAACGAAAGCGAAAAUGCCAAAAUGGCUGAAUAAAGUAAAUGCUCUAUGUUUAAUAUAAAGUUUUUUCUGUACAGUAAUAACUAUUAGGCUAAACACGAUUAGCAUCGAAUAUUAAUAAACAUUUGGUUAAAGUUUUUAUAAGGAGUGUGUAAUUAUUAAUAAUCUUUUGGUAUUCAAAGCAUUUCAAAAUGAAUGAAACUAAUAGUGAAGCACUUGCUGACUCCGAGAAGCCGGUUCAAGUAUCAGAUAAUGUGCCAUUCCCGCCUUUCCCGGCCCCAGCAGAUGAUGACUUUGAAGAAGAUAUAUCUAAAGAUGAGAGAUCAUACUAUAUAACAAAAUUUAAAGAUCUCAACACUAUUAUUCACAUGAAAGUUCACUGUACUGCUUGUGACCGACAUAUAGGGAUUUGUCCCAAAAAUGAAAGUAAUAUGAAAACACAUCCUAUGUUACGUACAUUAAUGUGCCAGAAUUGUUAUUCAUUUUAUAACAGUGGAGAGUUUGAGAAGGGUGAUGAUGGCUCUGAACUAUAUUGUCGCUGGUGUGGACAAGGCGGUCAAGUGUACUGCUGCUCAGAUUGCCCACAUGUAUUUUGUGCGAAAUGCAUAAAAAGAAAUAUGGGCCCAGCUAAAAUCAGAGAGAUUGAGGAAGUAGAUGAUUGGAAAUGUUUUAAAUGUAAUAGCACCUGUUUGAGAGAUUUGCGUGCAAUUUGUUGGGCAGCAUUGCGCUACUGUGACUUUAAAAACAGAAUGGCUUAUAAAACUGAAGAUGCAAAGCUCAAGGAAUCAUAUUUAAAAGAAAUAUCGGAAGAUGUUUCUGAGUGCUGUAGGUCUAAAUAUAGAAGGAAGGAAAGGUUGGAGGCUAAGAAGAAAGAAGCUGAAGCCAAAAAAGCAGCUGUUGCAGUUGUAUCUAAGCUUCCUCCUACAAUAAUGGUGAAGAAAUUUGCUUCAAUUAAUUCUGAUGAGGUGAACAAGGCCGAAAUUAGGAAGGGGCAAAAAAGGUCGGCGAGUCCCAAAAUGAAACCAAGUAUAAUUUUGAAAAAUCCUAUUAGUGUGUCACCAAAGGUGACUAAUACCUUUCACGUUGCACCUAUGAAGAAAGUUAGGCCUGCAUGGUCACGGUCAAUCAUGCUGCCGUCAAACAUGAUGAACCCAAUAAGAAUACUAAAUGAGAGAAAACCUGUUCCCCAAAAUACAUUAAUAAAGAUAAGACCGAAAGCCAACUUUCAAAAUAAUAUGUUCAACGGGAUCAGUACAAGCACACCAUUUAACAAUGUUAUGUUUAAUAAUGAUAAUAUUAAUUUAUCACUGGACAGUCUCACCCAGGGACUAGAUAUGUCUUCUAUACAAAACAUGAGUGGCGCAUCUCAGGACGAGUUAGUAUGCACUCCGGACUUCCCAAUGGAGCCAUUAUGCGAGGUGACAGAGGAUAACACGGAUGAUGAUGUGCAGUGCAUAACACCAGGUCCGGUGACACCUAAGACAUUGUCUACACAAAAGCCUAUCACUCUCUCCGACGUGACACCCGAAAAUAUCAUACAAAUGACUGAAAACGACGUUACCGUGAAUUCUGUCACCGGUGGUCUUAAAUUCCGCGUGGACCCCCAAACCUUAUCUUCCAAUAAGAUGUAUCGACUUCCCGAUGGUAGAAUAUUUGCAAUCAAUGCCAAUCCCUCCAUGCCCGGCGGUUAUUCGGCUACGAUAGUAGCGGUUACUGAAACAAACCGACCCAAAACUAAUUCAUCUAAUAAAUCCAGCCGUGGGACGCCCCCACCGCUAAGAACAAUAAAAAACAAUCCAGCAAAUCGCAAAAAAGUGUCAAAACACAAAUCUCCAAAGGCCCGUCGCUCUGACACGACCCAAAGGGAAGCUGACCUGUCAGUACCCGUUGAAUGGUACAGAUAUAAUUUGAUUGACGCUAUAGACGCACUCGAGUACUCAUUGACACGAUUACAUAAAUUGAAAAAGGAAGCUAACACGUCCUUCUUACGAACGAGGACUGUCAACGAAAUGCGGAAUCUACACAGAAGUUUUGACACCCUAUUAAAUACCUCGUCGCAUCGGUUCAAGGAGAUUCGUGAUACUCUUACUAAAGGAUUUAAACAAUACUUGAUAAAGAAAUGUCAAGAGAAUAGCGAAGAGGAAGAUGACGAUGACGUCGAAAUACUACCCGAUUUAGACGAAGACCCCAUUUGUAUUGAUGAAAAUUCGCUAGAUUCCUUCUGCAACGAGACCCAAGAAGUCGACUUGACGGAGGGUGGAAGCGAACAAAACGAUAGUAGAGAGAAAGCUGCACAUUUGGCUUCUAUAACACAAGAGAUUGAUGAAGAUGACACAAAAGAAAUUACCAGUGAAAAGAUCGAAGAAGUCGAUACAUCUAAAGACAUUGCAAGUGAUGCUAAAUUGAACGGAGAAAAAAGUGCAGAACCGAAAAGUCAACGUAAUGUCUCAAUCCAAAUCCUCACCGAUCCACUAUCAAAUAUAGACAAAGAUGUUGCGGUGAACAAUUCAACUGAUAGUAAGCAAGCUGAAGAUAAAAAUGAAAAAGUUGAUGAAAAGGAUGUUGAAAAUAAAAACAAAAGUAUUAUAGAAGACACUCCGAAAGAUAAAAAGGAGAUUGUUGAUAGCGAAGUAACAAAAACAGUUAAAACUAACCUAAACGAAGAAAAAGUUACCAAUGGUAAUAAUGAAGAUGUUGAUGCCAGUGAUAAUACGAUAGAUGAUUUGUUGAAAGAAGCAGAGACAAAGGAAGCAAGUAAAGAAAGUGUUAUGGACAUUUCUGAUGAUGUAAAGGAAUCUUAAUGCACAAAAGAUCGCUAAAGUGAUAAUAUACUUGACCGUUUUAUACAAAUAGACGCCUUAGUUAAAUACAAAAACUAAAUCCUAACUAACAUAAAUAUAGUACAUGAUGAUAAGUAAGUGAAAUAUUUUCCAGUUUAUUUCCAGUUUUGUUUAAGCUAAUCGGUGUAAAAUGCCUGAUAUAAAAACCUAGUAAAAUAUAUAUUUUUUUUUAAUCUGAGUUUAGUGCUGUGCUUAUGGAGGGUAGUCACAAAUAUUUAAACAGAGGGUAAAAGUCAUUGUGUUCUUACGUUUGAGUGAUUUUAAUAAAAUUGAAGGAUCAGUUAGUGUAUUUUUUUAUCAGCCGAUAUUACCAUUUAUAGUGAGAGUAUUGUUGCCUGGUCCGACAAAUGUUGGAUUAACUACGGAUUAGUGUUCUUAAAGGGGGAAUACUAGUUCCACAAUUAUACAAAAUACUUUAAAGAUUAGACUUUUUUUAUUCCAAAAUGCUGAGAGACUAUUCCUAAUAUUUGCGUGUUAGGCAUUUAAGUCACAUUUGCUUUCUCUUAAUAUUAAAAGGGUGGUUCUAUUUUUGCCAUUCUGUACAAUUUCAUUUGUAUGUUUAAAUUCUUUAAUGUUCCUUUAGAGCAAUAGAAACAUAAGAAAUUCGUUUUCGUGAAUAAAUAGUAUGGAAGGGUCGCUAGUUGAAAGCGUGAUCGUAUAUCAUUGAUUUCGUAUGUAUGAAAAGAAAUGGAGACAAAGCGACACAGUAAGGUACUAACAAUAAUUAAGGCUCUUUGGUGGGAAGUGCCAAUUAUUAAGUAAAGAGACUGGUUCUUAAAAAAAAUUGACGAAACCUUCCAAUAAUUUUUGCCGUGGUACUUGUGGUUGGAAUAACGUUAAUAUUGUAAAAAGUGUAAACGUGAAAUAUUUACACAUAUUUGUCUUUCUUGUAUUUGUUAUGUUAUUACAAAAUUUUAUGUUUAAAGUUUGUGUAUAAUAUUUUGUUUAGACACCUCCACUUGAAGAUUAAAAGUAAUGUUAAUGGGACGUAGGAAUUGUAAAUAUAUUUUGAUAUAAUUUAGAAUAAGUAAUAUAUAAUUUGUAUUCCUGAUUCAACUAUUUCAUUUUAUAACCUCUCUUUGGGUAAGACUCCGAGACCGCGUAGUAUGACGUAAUUGAAAAGCGUAUUGGAUUCCCACUAAUAGUUCUAGUUAAUUCGAGACUCUAAAUGUCAACUGUCAAAUACAGUGUCAAAUUUUGACAAUAGACAGUAUAAUUUCUUAAUUUUGUUUCAUCAUUUGAGGUAUGUUAUGAUAAAAUAUUUUUUUAGUAUUUUAUCAAUUUAUUACUUUGCUUUCUCCCAAUAUUGGUGUAUUCAUUGCUUUGUAGUAAGUGAGCACAAUUGUCAUAAUUACAAGUAUAUACCUUUGCAAUUCGCUCUCAUACAGACUGACUGACCUUAUCUAGUACAUAAGGGUCCUCUAAUACAAUUUUUAUAUAAUUCCAUAUGCUAACGUCAGUUAGAAAGGUUUUGUUACUAACUGACGAGACUGUAUACAAUUUUGAUGUAUAAAAUCCGAAGUGCAGAUGUACCGGUCACUAUUGAAAAUUAAAUAGUUUUCGCUACAUUUAAUUUGUGUCAAAUCAAAAUUGUUUGAAUUUCGACAUUGACUUUAUAAAUAAGAAAGCAGUAAAAGGUUUUUUUUAUUUUCUUCUCAUUUUGUUUUAAUUUUGAUAGUAUAUAUUCGCUUUGUUAUCCGAAUUUUUCUAGGAAAUCAUUGUAUUUUGGUUCUGUUUUAUUGUGAUAGGCAUUAUUAGACCUGCAGCUGUGCUGAGUUUCAUAUGAAACGCCUGUAUGCGGCCAUGAAGCCAGAUAUAAUUUGUUGUACUGUAAAGAAUAAAUGAUCUGGAGGA
This is a messenger RNA of Pieris napi, 4703 nucleotides long. RefSeq lists its product as uncharacterized. Lineage: Eukaryota; Metazoa; Arthropoda; Insecta; Lepidoptera; Pieridae. Bases 201 to 2810 code for a protein of 869 amino acids. The record is from RefSeq and is a predicted model, not a curated record. The transcript has 10 exons.